AUGAGUAAACUCGAGUCUGGCCAGAACCAGGUCGUCAAGUCACGACGCUGGCUGGGCACCUCCAAGAUCCCUGCUGUUCCAGAGGAACGUCAGGUCUCUCCUGAAUAUAAAUCAUCAUGGGUUGGAAAGUUGACCUUUAAUUGGAUGGGUGGUGUUAUGUCGGCUGGAUACAAACGCAAGCUUGAAGCCACUGAUAUUCCUCUUAUUAACCCAUCAAGAUGUGUUCAAGACCACAACUCCGAGUUCAGCACCUAUUUCGCCGAAUAUGUCGCUGACGAGAACUGCAAAUCCCCGCUGCUCAAGGCCAUUCACAAGACUUUCUUUCGAGAGUUUUGGUUGGCUGGUUUCUUCCGUAUCGCCUCCGAUCUGCUCACUGUUGCAAGUCGUUACUCUAUCCGCUACCUGAUCAACUACUUGACCGAUGCCUAUAUCGCAAAUAUCCCCGGUAGUGGCUACGAUAUGCCACAGCUCGCCCUGGGAGUCGGCCUGGCAGUCGGCUUGAUUGUUAUGAAUAUCUUCAUGAGUUGGACUCAACAGCACUUUUUGUACACUGGACAGGCAGUUGGAGCCCAGGUCAGAGCGGUUUUGACGGCCAAGAUUCAAGAAAAGAGCAUGAAGAUCUCCGAGCGAGCCAAGGUUGGUAUCACUGUUACAACUGUGGAAGCCAGCAGUUCAGAGGAUUUGGACAACGAUGGCGAGUCUGAAUUCUUUGACCCUGAGAUUGAGUACGAGAACGAGAAGGGUGAAUUGGUGGAGGUUCACGGUCAAGGCUGGUCCAAUGCCCGCAUUACUAACCUGAUCAACAUCGAGGCCAACCGUAUUGAUAACUGUAUCGCCAUGAUCCACAUGGCCUGGACUGCUCCCAUUAUCAUUGUGCUCUGCAUGACACUGAUUCUUGUGAACAUCUCCUACUCCGGUCUGUCUGGUCUUGGCUGCAUUAUCUUUUCCUUCUACGCUCUCGGUGUUGCUGUUAAGAAGCAGUGGGUUCGUCGUCACGGUGUCAACCAGCUCAACGAGGCUCGUGUGAGUCUUACUCAGGAAGUCAUCUCCACUAUUCGCAUGGUCAAGUUUUUCGGUUGGGAGCCCAGCUUCCUUGACCGUCUGACUCGCAUUUCUGAUGAGCAGAGCUCCGAGGCUACCUACCUUGCUAUGAUCUUCAACUUCACCAUGGCUUUGGGUCAGUCCCUGCCUAACAUAGCAGCAAUGGCCAGUUUCAUUACAUACGGUACCGGUAGUGGUAAUGCGCUCGACAUCGCAAUUGUUUUCUCCAGCACUGCUCUCUUCCAAUCUUUGCUUCUUCCCUCUACUUACCUCCCAGCUGUCUUGGGUCAGGUCUCCCAGUCGGGAGCUGGUCUCAAGAAGAUCCAGGAGUUCCUUCUCGCUGAGGAGAAGGAGGAGGUUGAGAUUGACCGGGACAUGAAGGACGCUAUCAAGAUCGAAAAUGCUGAGUUCAGCUGGGACAAGAGCCAAGCUGCUCCUCCUGAGGAGGAGAAGGACGCUGACAAGGAUAAGAAGAAAGAUGAGCUUAAGAGUGAUGGUUCAUCUGAUGUUACUCUAUCUCCUGAUGAGGACGCGGUUGAUCCAAAUGCUCCGUUCAUUCUGCCAUCUCUCUCUCUGAAGAUCCGCCGUGGUGAGCUCCUCGCUGUCAUCGGUGGUAUCGGUGCUGGUAAAUCCUCUCUGCUCUCGGCCUUGAUGGGUGACAUGCGGAAAUCAGGCGGAAGACUCAGACUUUCUUCUGAGGUGGCAUACUGUCCUCAAGCUGCAUGGAUUCAGAGCGCCACUGUCCGUGAAAACAUUCUCUUCGGUUCUCCUUACGACCCUUACUGGUACGAAACUGUUGUGAACGCCUGUCAACUGCGCCGCGACUUUGGUAUUUUCGCCAACGGUGAUGCUACUCACAUUGAUGAGAAGGGUUCCAACAUGAGUGGUGGACAGAAGCAGCGUGUUAGCUUGGCUCGUGCUGUUUACUCCAAGAAGGACAUUGUGUUGCUGGAUGAUGUGCUUAGCGCUGUCGAUCCCCAUGUUGGAAUUGCGAUCUUCGAUCAGGCAAUUCUCGGUCUCCUUCGUCACAAGACUGUUAUCUUCUCGACUCACACUACCCAUGUCUUGGACCGCUGCGACCGAAUUCUCUGGCUGGACCAUGGUGCGGUCAAGGCGAUCGGUACCUUCAACCAAGUCAAGUCUCAACACUCUGAAUUUGGCGAGAUGGUCAACCAAUCCCACGAUGAUGAAAAUGAAGAAAAGAAAGAAGACGAUGAAUCCGAUGUUAGCAAGGAUGCCAAGAACAUCAUGGAGACUGGCUUCUCUGAUUCCAAGAACUCCACUCAGAUCACUAUGCAGGAUAACGAACCUCCGACCGAGGCAGGAGAGCCAGUUGUGGUUCCAUCUGAUUCUAAAUCGGCGGGUGUCAGCUUGAUGACUGUUUGCAAGGCCUACCUGGCCAGCACCAAAAGCUGGAUUCCUAUCAUUAUGGCCUUCCCGCUGCUUUGCGUCGCAUUGGCCGGAGUUAUGCUUUGCGGUAUCUGGCUGAGUGCUUGGGCAGAGGAUACCUACGGCCUCUCACGAAAUGCUUACAUCGGUAUCUAUGUUGCUAUCGGAUUGAGCAUGGCUAUUUCUAUCUACCUUUACGGUAUCUGUGUCGCCUCUGCCUGUCACUCUGCUAACCUCGCCAUGCUUAAGAAUGCGCACGUCCGCGUCGUGAAUGCCCCCACUUGGUUCUUCGAUGUCACUCCUCUCGGCCAGGUCGUCAGUCGAUUUGCAAAGGAUUACAAUGUGAUGGAGGACGCUCUCCCAGAGGCCUUGCGUCUGUUCUUCUACUCGGUCGGCACCAUCCUGGCUAUCUGUAUCCUCAUCAUCUACCACUUCCCCUGGUUCGCUCUUGCUGUCGGCCCUUGCUGCAUCAUCUUCUUUAUUGCUGUGCUCUACUACCGUGGCUCUGCCUCUCAACUGAAGGUCUACGAAGGUAACUUCCGAGGUGCUGUUGCUGGUCGCUUUACAGAGACCCUUUCUGGUGUCCCCACCAUUCGGGCUUACUCUCAGCAAUCCGCCUUCGCUUUGAAGAUGCAGAAUGCCGUUGAUGACAUGGUCAGCGCAAGUCUGUUGAGCUUUGGUAGUCAGAGAUGGCUGGCCUUCCGAUUGGAUUUCUUGGGUAUUCUGCUGAUUGUUGUGGCUGUCAUGCUGGUCAUGAUCGACAAGUACACUCAGAACCCAGGUGUUUCUGCUGUUGUCCUGACCUACUCUCUCGCCGCUGUCCAGUCCCUUCAGUACAUUAUCCGUCAAUGGGCCCAAGUCGAGGUCUCCUUGAGUUCCGUGGAACGCAUGUUCAUUUACUCUUUCGAGAAGAGCUUCCCUGCUGAGGGUAACAACAACAAGACCAUCGAGGCCGCUCCUCGUUCUUGGCCCGAGCAGGGUGCGAUCAAUUUCUCCAAUGUGCGCAUGCGCUACCGUUCCGGCCUUCCUGAGGUUCUCUGUGGAUUGAACUUAAACGUUCGACCCGGCGAGCACAUCGGUAUUGUUGGUCGUACUGGUGCAGGUAAAUCAUCACUCAUCAGUGCACUGUUCCGAGUCUGCGAACUUGCCCGUGGAACUGUGUCUAUUGACGGUGUUGACAUCUCAAAACUUGCUCUUUCGGAACUUCGACCCCGAAUCUCCAUCCAGCCCCAGGAAUCCUUGUUGUUCGCUGGUACUGUCCGCGAUAACAUUGAUCCCUUGGGCGUGCACACCGACCAGGAACUCUGGCUCGCUCUACGUGGUGCCUGGUUGGCUGAUUCCAUGCAACUUGAUGACGCUGUCGAGGAAGAAGGUGCCAACUUUUCCCACGGUCAACGCCAACAGAUCGGUCUGGCUCGUCUCCUUGUCAAGGACAGCAAAAUUGUCAUUUGUGACGAGGCUACGUCCAGUGUUGAUGCCGAGACCGACCAAAAGAUCCAACAGACCAUGGUCAAGGCAUUCAAAGGAAAGACUUUGCUUACUGUGGCGCACAGAAUCCGCACUAUCAUCCACUAUGACAGAAUUUGUGUUAUGGAUCAUGGCCGGAUUGCGGAGUUGGGCACACCAUAUGAGCUUUUCCGCCGUGGUGGUGUAUUCAGAGAGAUGUGUAUUACCAGUGGCAUCACAGAGAGAGAGAUUCUCAGCCAUCAUUCAUGA
Messenger RNA from Penicillium malachiteum, 4146 nucleotides. RefSeq names its product oligomycin resistance ATP-dependent permease yor1. Gene Ontology annotation, molecular function: ABC-type transporter activity; ATP binding; ATP hydrolysis activity. Gene Ontology annotation, biological process: transmembrane transport. Gene Ontology annotation, cellular component: membrane. The coding region runs from base 1 to 4146 and encodes 1381 amino acids. The record is from RefSeq and is a predicted model, not a curated record. NCBI's taxonomy places the organism in Eukaryota, Fungi, Ascomycota, Eurotiomycetes, Eurotiales, Aspergillaceae. The transcript is spliced from 3 exons.